AUGCCAUUCCCAUCUCUGCCGUCGACUUUCCAGCGAGCGAUGAGGUGGUGGAUCGCUCUGCGGUGGAGACUCUCACGCAGCGUGUUCUCGGUCCCAUUGCCCCUGCUAACAGUGGAAUUCGGCGUCAAACUCGGCGACUUGAUCGUCCUCAUCCCCGCCAUCAGCUACCUGGUAACAGCUACAGCACUUCGGGCGAAAGACCACGAUAUCAAAGGCUCCGGAGCAGCUCCGUCCAUCACAAUGAUGCUGGUAUUCCUCUUCGCUAUUCGGAAUAAUUCCGUGUUGCUGGUAGCUACGGGGAUUCCGUUCGAGCGCGUGCUGUUUUACCACAAAUUGUUCGCCUUUGUGACCAUCAUAUUGACGGCGCUACACGGUCUGGCGUAUCUUCUGGAGAAAGCCGACUCGGGAGACAGCGACGACUUACACCACGACCAAAUGGUUUCGGGGAUGGUGGCGUUCACGGGCAUGGUGGUCAUGUAUAUGCUGUCGCUGAACGUCAUCCGUCGCAGAUUCUUCGAGGUUUUCAUCCGCCUGCACUGGGUCCUCUUCAUUGUCGUGGUUAUCUUCACAGUGAUACACGGUGCAUCCCUAGUUCUGGUCGGAUUAAUCCCCUGGGUGAUCGACACUUUCUUCCGAGUCGGGUAUCGUCUGUAUAUCCACGCAAAUGGGUCGUUGUUCAAGAAGAAACGAGCUCAAAACGCGCAAAACCCGUCGGAAUCUCACCAUAAGCCGCGACGCGGGGUUAUUGCGCGUGAUCAGUUCACGAUAUGUGCGAUGCCGGGGAAUAUCACGCGCAUCAGCUUCCCGCGCGUCCGGUACGACACUGGCGAGUCCUUCAAGUAUGAAGCGGGGCAAUACGUCUUCAUCUGCGUCCCCAAGAUCUCGCUACUGGGGUGGCAUCCGUUCACGAUCUCCUCUUCUCCUCAUGAAGUUCUUGUCACCAUCCACAUCAAGGCACUGGGAGACUGGACCAAGAAGCUGCUGGCGGCUGUGCCUCUCACGUCGGACGGGAGUCACCACGUUGUACCAGCGCCGUUCCCCAUUCUCGUCGACGGGCCCUACGGCAGCGUCUCUAUCGACAUUGAGAAUCAGACUGCGUACUCUCACGUCGCGCUCUUCAGUGGUGGCAUCGGUAUCACGCCCAUGCAAGCGAUUGCGAACCAGCUCUUCUUCGACUUCCACCAUCGAGGACGACAGGCACUUAAGAAGGUGCACUUUGUGUGGGCGGUGCGUGAGCGCAGCAUGGUUGAGGCAAUGAUGAACGCCGAGUUCGCAGAGGACCGGAAGCUGCUACAGGGCCACACUCCUGCGUAUCUCCCGGACGACCUGCUGUCGGUUGAUCCGAAUGGAGGAAGCACGUCCCCCGACGAUGUAUUUAAGGCGGAAUUUUACUUGACAAGAGGGCAGCCGGACCCUGAGAACCCGAUUGACCGCCAUCUCCAGCACUGCAUGCGAUACAACACCCGUCCUGAUGUCGCUGAUGUGUUGAAAUCGUUGGGACAAGAUGCCCAGAAGCACGGCAAGAAGCGAGUUGCUGUACUUGUCUGCGGACCUUCCGCGCUGGUACGAGAUGUCAUUAACCAGGCGAUGAAACUCGAACGAACCUCCAAGAUCAAGUACGAUGUCCAUACCGAGUGCUUCGACUUCUGA
Phytophthora sojae is the source of this 1650-nucleotide messenger RNA. RefSeq lists its product as hypothetical. The coding region runs from base 1 to 1650 and encodes 549 amino acids. NCBI's taxonomy places the organism in Eukaryota, Oomycota, Peronosporomycetes, Peronosporales, Peronosporaceae. The record is from RefSeq and is a predicted model, not a curated record. The transcript is spliced from 2 exons. Gene Ontology annotation, cellular component: plasma membrane. Gene Ontology annotation, molecular function: oxidoreductase activity.